This is a messenger RNA of Ogataea parapolymorpha DL-1, 942 nucleotides long. RefSeq lists its product as uncharacterized. The record is from RefSeq and is a predicted model, not a curated record. Gene Ontology annotation, molecular function: protein serine/threonine kinase activity. Bases 1 to 942 code for a protein of 313 amino acids. Gene Ontology annotation, biological process: positive regulation of Ras protein signal transduction; protein phosphorylation. The transcript has a single exon. Lineage: Eukaryota; Fungi; Ascomycota; Pichiomycetes; Pichiales; Pichiaceae.
AUGGCUAUAGGGUUUUCAGCGAAUAAGUUUGAGUCACCAACGAAGGCAAAAAAGACAUCUAACUCACCCAGAAAACAAACUCAAAAUGUCCCUACCGGAGAACAAUAUCAUAUUCUUGAUUAUUCGGUGAAUAUAUUCAGUCCUAUUCCUGGAUUUGAAUCUUUAAACCUAAAUGACCUUUAUUUCGAAUCUAAUCUAGAAGACGAUGAUGACGACAGAAAUUUGGAGAUCCUUAUGGGUUGUAUAGAAUUUGUGAUGAAGAUCAAGUUUGACUUCCUUUCCAAGCCAAAGCUGUCGUCGAAAACAAAGGCAAAGCUAUCUGCCCUCAGAUCAUCUUACCCUGAUGUUGUCGCUCUCGACCAGUUAUAUGCAAUACUACCGAACAUGGAGACAUUUGUUGAUUCCCGUGUGGAAAAGUUGGCCAUUAUGGGGCGUUUAAAGCUCAUUUCGCAUCCUCAAGAGAACGUCCGCUAUAUUAUUCUUACCGAAGAUUUGAGAAGCUUGAUUGCGCAACAUACGAAGUCAGAUCAAAUCAGCUCCCGUUUCAUGAACUUGCUACAAAAUUAUCCCAAUGUUGAGGCAAUUCCUGCAACGCUACUCUCGAAACAUGGCCUCAAUCCCAGAAUUUUGAUAGAUUCCGGAUUCCUAACUUUUUCGCCUAUUAAUGAAUGGUUUACCUUGACUCUUCCAAACCUUGGACCUUUUUGGAGAUUGGUGAAGGGAUCCAAUAUGGUCAUCUAUAAAAUUAUCAAGACGACAAAGUUUGAACAAAUACUAGAAGACGAUUUGAGAAUGAAAUAUGAGGCGAAUCAGAGCAAUUUCGUCAAGUACAACGGGCUGAACAUGAUCUGGAGCCUAAGUUUAAUGACCGGAAGGGGAAUAGUGGAAUGCUUCAAUUCACCUACAGGACGCGUAUAUAAAUUGACAGGAAAGAAAAUGUAA